Drosophila bipectinata is the source of this 321-nucleotide messenger RNA. Its product is annotated as zinc finger protein 512B. The record is from RefSeq and is a predicted model, not a curated record. NCBI's taxonomy places the organism in Eukaryota, Metazoa, Arthropoda, Insecta, Diptera, Drosophilidae.
AUGUUCCGCAUUAUCGCUGUUAUCCUCGCUCUGGCUUCGGUGGCUCUUGCUGCCCCCAGUUUUGUUGAUUCACACUACGGUGUGGUUCCGGUUGCCCACGUAUCUCCAGUGGUCUCCGUUGUGAAGCAAGUGCCUGUGGUGAAGAGUGUCCCUGUGGUUCAGCAUGUGCCGGUGGUGAAGAAUGUCCCUGUGGUCCACCAUGUUCCCGUUGUCAAGCAUGUUCCAGUGGUCCACAGUGUCCCUGUUGUGAAGACCUUCGCUGCCCCCGCCUACGGUCAUGUCAUUUACCAUUGAUUCUCCAAGAUAUUGAUUUGAAUUGUA